AUGAAAGCUAUAAUCCAAAGGGUGCUGUCAGCCUCCGUGACGGUUGACAAGGAAGUCAUCUCGUCGAUUGGCCGCGGAGUGCUGGUGUUUGCUGCCGUGGCACCAGGAGACUCGGAGAAGGAGGCCCAACAGAUGGCCAACAAAGUCCUCAAGAUGAAGCUCUGGGACGACGACAACGGUGGCAGGUGGAAAAGGAGCGUUACGGACAUGAACGGAGAAGUGCUUUGCGUUUCCCAAUUCACGCUACUGGCCCGGACCAAAAAGGGAACCAAGCCCGACUUUCACGGUGCUGCAUCGCCUGAAGACGCCAGCCGGCUCUACCACUACUUUGUGGACAAGGUGAGGGAAGGGUAUUCUGCCGACCGUGUCAAGGACGGCAAGUUUCAGGCCAUGAUGGAAGUGGCCUUGGUGAAUGACGGGCCGGUUACGCUCGAGCUGCAAGCGGGGGGCCAUGGCGGCGGCAGCGUAGAGGAUAGAUGA
Messenger RNA from Ustilaginoidea virens, 480 nucleotides. RefSeq lists its product as uncharacterized. The record is from RefSeq and is a predicted model, not a curated record. Gene Ontology annotation, cellular component: cytoplasm. Bases 1 to 480 code for a protein of 159 amino acids. Gene Ontology annotation, molecular function: D-tyrosyl-tRNA(Tyr) deacylase activity. NCBI's taxonomy places the organism in Eukaryota, Fungi, Ascomycota, Sordariomycetes, Hypocreales, Clavicipitaceae. The transcript has 5 exons. Gene Ontology annotation, biological process: tRNA metabolic process.